UCAUUACUACUACCACCACCACUACUAUUACUAUUACUAUUACUACUGCUAUUACUACUACUACUACUACUACUACUACUACUACUACUACCACUAUCAUUAUUAUUAUCUUUAUUAUUAUAACGUUCUCGUGUAGCGGAUCUAUUCAUUGAAAUCCUCUCCAAUGAAUACGUAUACUUGUACACACGCAGUUACUAAGACACAGUAAGGAAUUCAUUUCUUUUUCAUCGUUCAACGCGAUCGUAACGAUCAGACUGACGAUAAUAUUCCUGUUUAAACGACUAUUUACGCUCGGUUUCGCGGUAUCUUCGAACAUCUGGUAACUAUUUCCGGCUUGUCCGGUGAUUUGGAUCGUUUCUGGUGGUCUAGUUGGUUUUUGGUCGACCCGGUGUUUUUAGAAAGGCGAAAUCGAGCGUCAAAGUGCCUAAACUCGCGUUGGUCGCGAAUAGAAUGCGAUCCACGGCUCAGUCUUGACGAUCGAUCUCUCGUUUUUUAUGUAAAUACACGGAAGAGUCGGUUGGGAUAAUAAUAAACCAUUACCAGAUACACGUGCUUCUUUAUCUUUUACGUCUUCUUUUCCGAUAACCGAUCGUCGAAAAAUAAUCGGAUCGCCGAUGUCGAUGCUUCGAUAGUUAUGACUUUGAAGAAGCUUAAUUUUGAAUUAUGUGCAAUUCAGGUCACUAAAGAUGCGUACAGUGCACAAUUUCAAACGAAAAAUCUGUAGUAGGUUAGGAAGAGAGCAUUUAUCGACGUUACCGACCUAUUGCAUAGUAACGAUCGAUAGUAAGCCGUAGGAAAUGGAAGAGGGCGUACGAAACAGUGUGAUUUUCCAGCAGGUCGGUAUUUCGUAAUCUGAGACACGAAGACGUUCCGUUUAAUGUCGCGUCUAUUCCGCUCUUGGUUAACGAAAGAGAAGGGUAUAAAAUUUUCUACAUCGGAUAAAGAUUUUGGCGAGUAAAACAACCGUCGGUAAGAUAGAUAUCCGUAGACAAAUAUCAAAUAGCCCCCUGAAGGAAAAUUGGUUACCUAACUCGAUAGAACCAUGUACGCGAUAUAUAUAUAUAUAUUGUACAGAUUAUUUUGAUAUAAUGCUACAGAAAUACUUGUAUCGAUAUUUUGUAAUUUAGUAUUGAACCAAAAAAUUAAAAGUAAAAAGAUUUUGUAAAUGUACAGUUCUAGUAAUUCCAGUUACUUGGUUCAAGAAUAUCAUAUAUGUAUGAAUUAAUCGAGAUACAAAUUCCUCAUGAUCGAUCCAUACGAGCAAGAUUACGAACAAGCAGAAUUUGCUAUUUUAACUUCGAUUUAAUCGUUUGAUCGUUGGUUCGAUUAUCCUACUAAUUUACUUUCUAAUUUUUCUUCACAAAGAAGGAAUUUCGUGGAAUAUUUUGGACUCGUGACUCGGUGGAUGGACCCUUCACGACGGUUCGUCUCGAAACGAAAUUUCGCCGAUGGCAUAGGUAGGAUAAAUUUGGAACAACCAUCUCGAACGAAACACGCCUGUGUUUUACGUUAGUUCCGCAGUUAGUUUCGCUUCUCCAACGCCGCGAUAAAGAACUCGAUAUACCGCGAUGUUUAACAGGUGUAUCUCGAUAAAAACGAAGUAAAAUUAUUGUUCGUCGAACGACGUUUCACGCGAAUAAUAAUUUAUCCAUGAGGUUCGCUUAGACGAAUUAUUAAUAUUAUCUUGGUAAAAUAUUAUAGCUGUUCCGAGUGUAAAAUAUUAAGAUACGAAAUUUAAACGUCGCGAGCGUUUUAAACGUAAAUCGUUUAAAUAUAAAGAAUGCAAAAUUACAAGAAUGUGCGUAUAGUUGAACGAAUGAAAAAUGUUUGAUACGUGUACGUAGGUUCGGAGGAAUGGAACUCUCGAAAUAUCGGAAUUACGAUAGAAACAAAGUAUUAAAAUCGCCAUAAACCAUAAUUUUUGUAUUUCUUUGUGGUUUCGUGUCCUCGUAGACGCACGAACGAUGCAAUGCAAUUUAAAAGAAGCAAAAAGAAUCAGCGCUUCCUAUGCAAACUGUAAUUCUAUAUUUCCAUAACAAAUAAUGCCGUGGUGUUCUUUAAAGUUAAUGGCGUUCGGUGUAAAAUGUGAUUUUCUAUCUCUAUACCUAUAUACGGACGAUGCGAUUGAAUUUUCGAAAAUUUAUGCUUUCAGUAUGAAAUGUAAUUUUUUUACCUCUAUCAACGGACAAUGUAAUGGGAUUUUUUUUAGAACCGAUGCUUUCAGUAUAAAAUAUAAUUUCGAGCCCUUUUUCAAAUCUUAUCUCCAUAUAUAAAUCGUAUCUCCGUACCGAUAGAUCGAGCCAUAAUUUUCUACGUGUAAAGUCGGUCUUGCCACGCACGUCAAUGAUAAUGGGAUAAUAAUAUCGUUGCAACAAUCUUUGGUUUAACUUCAAAUAUAUAAUUCGCACGACUGUAAUAAUUACUUUCAAUGAUUAAAUAAUUUUCAUACUAUUUAUCGGUCGACUAAUAAAAAAUUACUUGCCCAACUACUAUCGCGAUUCGGAGAUUUUUAUCUUUUCGAUUAAUUUUACAUUUAAUCUAAUAUAAUUUAAGAUAUUUAGUUUAGUUAACGCGGUAUUUUUGAUAACGGUAAGGCGCGAUAUAAGAGAGAUCGUAUAGGCGCCUAGAUCGCUUCCCCACCGAUUUAACGGAACUCGAAUAAGAGGAAGAUAAAUCAAAAGCAUCUUGCCAAGUAAAUUUUUAUGCUCUACCAUCGUCCUUCUUUUAGAUCGAUAUCGGUAUAAGCCAUCUCUCUUCUUACACCAUAAAAGAUAGAUCGUUAAUUAAUAUGCUCGCAGAUACAUUCGCCGAUUUGUUUCUUAUAUUUGACGAUCUAUUAAUUUAUCGUAAUUGUCGAUCGCCUCGAGAAUACUCGAGACGCCUGUUUCAGUUUUCUUCGAAUGCGACGUUACAUCUUAUUCCAAAGAUAUUAAUUCUACGAUUCGCGACAUGGUUCGCUAUGCAAAAUGUACACGCUGGUGUCUCUCCGUGGUCAGCGAUUCCUAACAGCUAUGCGUUUACUUUAGUUGUUAAAAUAAUCGUCGUGUAUUGUACAUACGCUAGCCCCGAAACGUAUCCGGCAAACUUGCCCGUCUUCGACAGGCUGUAAUUUAAUUAGAAGAUCGCAUACACCGGCAUACGGAAGAAUUUCUUACGAUUUUAUUCCUUAUUAUCGUUGCAGCUUCUGUGUAUACGUAUUGAAAAUUACGACGCGAUCAAAUUCGCAUUUACGAGCUAAUGUACGUAAUAAGAUUCUCAAACUUUAUGGAACCGAUUUGUUGCCUGACAAAUAUUUCGCAAACGAUCGAUUCGAUUAAUUUUAGUAUCUAAAAUCUCUAAAAUGAUUCCAAAACGUACGUAAAAUUCAUCUAAAAUGGUACUAUGUAAAAUUUGGAGCGACUAUCUGAAAUUUAGCUAAAACAGCGACGUCUGAUUUAGUACGCUGUCCGUAAAUACUCGAACGUUCAAUUUAAAAAGCGUUUUAAGCGCUCGAUCCAGCUUCGGAUCAUCGAAAUACCUUUUCCUUCUGAAGAAAGGAUGCAACGACGGUAGCUAAUAAAGCGACUGGAUAUCGUGGAAAUUCGAUGGUGUGAGAGGAAAAAUAUCAAGAGACGUAUAGGAGAAAAGAGAGAAAUUGGAAGAAAGAUGAAGAAACGCGGUGAAAGCGCGUGAAGGAAGAGAACGUGCUCCGAAACGGAAAGCACGAUGCCGCGUUCGCGACCGGAAGCGUUCGAGCUGAUGGUCGAGGCCGAGAAGCCCUCCAAGUGCAUCAGGUUUCUACGUUUCCUGUGGAAGUUCUUCAGAUGCGUUUUUUCCCACGUGUCGUUGGUUUCGUUGGUCGUGCUCUACUGUCUGAUCGGCGCGUACGCGUUCGAGGCCCUCGAGGCCACCCACGAGAAAGAGAUCAAGAAGAGCAUUAAAGACAUCAGAGGGAACGUGGCAGAGCAGCUAUGGAAGAUCACGAAGGAGGUAGAGGUUCUGAUUCGUGAAAAUUGGACGGACAAAGCGUUACGUGAAUUAAAGACCUUUGAGAACAACCUCGUGUGCAUGAUGGAGAAAGAGGGUUGGGAUGGCAGCGAGGGUGAGGAUGACAUCCAAUGGACCUUUGCCGGCGCUCUCUUUUACUCCAUCGUCGUCAUUACUACCAUCGGGUACGGUCACAUCGCGCCGAAGACUAAGAACGGGAAAGUGGUCACCAUAUUCUAUGCUAUCGUUGGGAUUCCCCUCAUGUUGCUUUGCCUCUCCAACAUUGGCGAUAUUAUGGCUUCGAGUUUCAGAUUUUUAUACUGGAGAGUUUGCUGUUACAUAUGCACGAAACCACCAAGAAAAAGGCGACCAAGAAGCCACUUCGUCAGAUCAUAUUCCAUGAAACAACCAGGGCGAUACGGCGGAAGCAGGGGUGGCUUUGGAAGAUCCAUUAGGGUGAGCCAGAGAUCUGCAGACUCAGCUCUGGGUUUGUCCGAAACCUUGGCCAGAUCAUCGUACUUUGACGUAGAUAAUAAGUACAAUGCACGUCGAUACGAAGAUUCGGAACUCAAGAGACCGUUUUAUCCAUCGUCAGCAAAUCCAAAUUUUGGAUUUAAGUCCGCGACAGUGUCCAGAUAUUCGGAUUUGCCGAUGGUAAAAUCGAGCAGAGCUAGCCCCAAGAUGACGACGCAAUCGUUAGACAGGAAGUUGCUAAUGCGUUCGCCGAAUGACACUGAUCGUUCUCCGGUUUUGUGCAACCAAUAUGCAUUGGACGAUUUGGAGGAUGAAUUACGACGCUGGCAUUCUUCCGCUGAAGACAAAAGUGACUUGGGCAAUACAAGCAAAUCUCGGGUAGAACCAGAAGCGGCAGAAACCCUGGAAAAUGUGGAGAAACAAGCGCCAUUAGUGACGAGGUCGUUGCCCAGAAGAUGCUUAUCCAUGGAAGGUGCGACUAGCAACUACAGGACGAACCUGGCACAGCCUUUACGGCCGUCGCCCGCUUACUUGGAACUAGAGAAUUCCAGAAGGUCCCAGUUUUCAAAAAGUAGACGUUAUAAAACUAAUUAUCCCACUGCUCGCUCUUACAGAAGAGACACAUUGCCAUCGGAUAUAAUGUCCUCGGCUGGAUUUUCUGCACACAGACAAGUAUACAUAGACGAUUUUGACUCAGAUUAUGAGUAUCACGUAAACGAGGAUCAGGAAAGGCAGCCAAUAAAGCCGGUACCAAUAUGGUUAUGCGUCUUCCUGGUAGUUAGUUACAUUUUUGGUGGCGCUUUCUUAUUUAGCGCUUGGGAACAUUGGCCAUUCCUCGAUUCUGCAUAUUUUUGCUUUAUUACUCUCACUACCAUAGGAUUCGGUGACUUCGUUCCAGCGUACAAGCUGGAUGCACACAAAGGGAUCGCGGUUUGCUCGUUGUACUUGUUAUUUGGAAUUGCUUUGCUGGCGAUGAGCUUUAAUCUGGUGCAAGAGGAGGUCAUCAACAACGUGAAGAACGUCGCGAAGAGGCUCGGGAUCAUCAAAGAGAGUGACGACGAGGAAGAUGCCGACGACUACGACGCGUACGACGUCGAAUACAACGACGAGGUUGACAACGAGCUCGAGGGCUACGUUCUCGAUACUCCUCGAUGUCACUCGAUGACUAGGAACGUUCGCGGAAUUUCCAUCGCCUAGCCAACCUCCAACACCCGAAUCUUCAUUCAUUCGCCAAAUAUACUUACCUUCCUCUCUCCAGUUUUCCCUUCCUUCUUCAUUUUUUCUCUUUCUUCUUCGUUUUUUCUAUUCCCUUUCCCCUUCCUCUUUCAGUUUUUCUUCUUUUCUUCAUCCUUGGUAAUUGGACGAUGUCCGAACGAAACUGAAAUGUCCGAAUGUCCUACGAUUGUACACUCUCAGUCAAAAAUUUGCAGCAACUUUAUUUCUGGAACGAAGCAUGCUUUUGAAGAACAUUGUAAUUGUAACUUUUGUUUUUAAAUAUAAUCGACUAUUGGCUUAUUA
Messenger RNA from Bombus terrestris (buff-tailed bumblebee), 5958 nucleotides. RefSeq lists its product as uncharacterized. The transcript is spliced from 11 exons. NCBI's taxonomy places the organism in Eukaryota, Metazoa, Arthropoda, Insecta, Hymenoptera, Apidae. Gene Ontology annotation, cellular component: membrane. Bases 3706 to 5637 code for a protein of 643 amino acids. Gene Ontology annotation, molecular function: potassium ion leak channel activity. The record is from RefSeq and is a predicted model, not a curated record. Gene Ontology annotation, biological process: potassium ion transmembrane transport; stabilization of membrane potential.